AUUAACAUUAUAAAACAUAAUGGCACCAGCCUAUCCAUCGUACGCAUGCUGCCAAAGCACGGAGCUUGCAAAGAGCACGGAUCGCCGGAAACACCUAAACUAUUUAAUACAUGAUUACAGCGAGGAGAACAAACGGGUAUACGGCAGCACAAUGCCACAAGCAGGCAGCCUUAUAAAGCCUGUUCGAGAGGCUGAGGAUUCCAAGCCAAGAUAUCAGCCCUUGGAGGGUGAGGCCGCGGUAUCACGGCAGCUAGCGGCGCAGGUCAACAACAAGCGCACGCCAACAGGCCAGUUCUUCACCACAAUUAACCCCACGCUUUAUGAAAAGCAACCCCCACCCGCCACUUAUGAGGGCGUUAACAUGAUGGACACAGCCAUGUCAACCAUGCGCGGCAGCGGCCGCCUGGGUGCGACGGUGGGCUCCUCAGGUCCCAUGGCUGAUUCGUCGGCGCCACAGGCCGCGAAUGUCACUGGCGGCGGUGGGGGCGGCACGACCUUCCCGCCCAUCCUGAGCAACUGGGAUGGGUCUGCCAGGAAGGCCAGCUGGCUGCUGCCGUGGCAGACGGGCGACAGACAACUAGGGCGAGCCAUGGCGGACUCUAUUCGCCACAAGCGCACCCCAAUCGGCGCCUUUGCUAACCGCGAUCUCGCCAAGCCAAACAAGUAGAGAGCAGGAUGGCCCGUGGGUCGGUGUAUUUAUAUGAUUGUGCAUAGUGCGUCCAAAGCAAUAGAGGUUGAGAUGUAAAUGGCGAUGUUGCAGCAUUGUGGAGAUGCGCGCAAUGAGUAGCUGUGCGGGUCGGGAGGAUCUGGAUGUGGUGGAGAGCCAUGCAUGUAGGUGUAGCACACGGUUGCUUACUAGGUUUGUGUAGGUAGGAUAGCCUUAGGAGCUGUUGUGGGCGAGUGGGUGCAUGCAUCAGUUGCAGGAGUUGGGAAUUUUCUGUUGGCGAGAUUGCGGGGUAGGAAAACGGUUCUGAAAGACGCGUAGAGCACUCUUGGCAGGCGGGUGAACCCGCCAGAUGGACAUCCAUUCAAGGGUGCUGGGUUGAAAUCCUGACAUGGCCAGACUUGCGGGCCUCCUGGAACGGUUGUCUUGCAUGGCCUGUCAUGGCUGGCAUCCUGCAAGGUUGCUUUGCGUAGCUGCUACUGGUUCACCAACUAAUACGGUGAUGAGGGAUUUAGUUGUACAGUGUUUCCCAAUGGUAUCCGUUGCGCUUGCCGUUGUCUGCCGGGUGGACCAUGCGUAGGAGGCUGUGCCGGGAGUGUCCUCCUCGUACCUGGCUGCACAUGGUGGUCUUGGCAACCGAGCCGGUCCGGGUCAAGCGGAAACGGUGGACGUCAAACAAGGCUUGUGCUGUAGAGGUUUACCCAAGU
This is a messenger RNA of Astrephomene gubernaculifera, 1371 nucleotides long. The record is from the annotation of a GenBank genome assembly. NCBI's taxonomy places the organism in Eukaryota, Viridiplantae, Chlorophyta, Chlorophyceae, Chlamydomonadales, Astrephomenaceae.